Molecule: messenger RNA, 501 nt
Organism: Sesamum indicum (sesame)
Lineage: Eukaryota; Viridiplantae; Streptophyta; Magnoliopsida; Lamiales; Pedaliaceae
Source: RefSeq, a predicted model, not a curated record
AUGAGAUCAAGGGCGAGCCAGCAGAAUAGGAUCCUGCGAAUCAUUACUAUUCCCGUUCGGGCUCUAUCCAGGGCCCGGGAUUUUUAUGUGAAGAGCUUGACGGAUUACGCUGACAGGAUGAACUACGGCAAUGUUAUAGCGGUUCCGGGAACCUCCCAGGUUUCGACCUUGCCGAAGAGCUUUAGCGUCAGCUCCGCCCGGUCUUACGAGAACGAGGAUCGCGGGGAGCUUGUUAGGGCUUCAUCAGCCCGGAGCACAGGGGAUAAGGCUGCCAUGGACUUGUAUAUCAAGCAGCGAAGGACGAUGACGGCGGGCUCUGGGGGCGGGCCCCGGGGCAUGCCGCCGAGAAGCAGCAGUGUUGCCAUGGGGAGGAUUGAUGAAGACAGGCCUUGUUGCAACUUUGGUGAAGUUAAUGAUAAUAUUGUUAGUGCUAAGAAUGAAUUUAAGUACCCCAGAAGCAGAAGUCAUGCUGUGACAGCAAGAAGAUUAUCAGCCUUUUGA